This is a messenger RNA of Diachasmimorpha longicaudata, 1070 nucleotides long. Its product is annotated as ADP-ribose glycohydrolase MACROD2-like. Lineage: Eukaryota; Metazoa; Arthropoda; Insecta; Hymenoptera; Braconidae. Gene Ontology annotation, molecular function: ADP-ribosylglutamate-[protein] hydrolase activity. The coding region runs from base 206 to 976 and encodes 256 amino acids. Gene Ontology annotation, cellular component: nucleoplasm. Gene Ontology annotation, biological process: purine nucleoside metabolic process; DNA damage response; peptidyl-glutamate ADP-deribosylation. The record is from RefSeq and is a predicted model, not a curated record. The transcript is spliced from 6 exons.
GCACUGGUGUAAAUCGAUUGCAACACAUGUAACACUCCAGCUGACCUGUAACGUAGAAAUACGCCGGUUGUAAUCAUUCACAUUAAAAAUCAAAAUUUUAUUCUUAUAUUUAACGACAUUGUUCGGGAACGUUCAUUACGUCUGAUCAAAAUAAUUUUUGAUUAAUUAUAGAGGUAAAAUAUCCUCCAUUUUGUAGUAGCUCGUCAUGAAAAUACUCAGAGUGGUCAGGGGGAUUGACAGACCUCUUUUUUUGAAAAAAUUGUGGGGACGUUUUGGUGUGGAAGUGAAUCCAGUCGCUAAGGAUUUGUCUACAAUGUCAUUCGAGGAGGAGAAAGAAAAGUUUUUGAUGAUGUCCAGAGACGAGAAGAAGCAGCAUUAUAAAUCUGAGAUAACCAAUUUGGAGCAGGUCAUGACACUGCCGGAAUAUUUUAAGAAAAACACAGGAGGUGUUGAAAUUAAAUCUGAGUUAGCAAAAAAAAUUUCAAUGUGGCAGGGUGAUAUAACAUCCCUUGAAAUCGACGCCAUUGUCAAUGCUGCUAAUUCAAGCUUGAUGGGAGGUGGAGGAGUUGAUGGAGCAAUUCACAGAGCGGCGGGACCAAAUCUGAAAAAAGAAUGCGCCACCUUGAACGGAUGCUCCGUUGGAGAAGCAAAAAUUACUGGAGGAUAUAAAUUGCCAGCUAAAUAUGUCAUUCAUACGGUGGGACCUCGAGGGGAAAAGCCAGACAAACUAAAAGACUGUUAUCGUAAUUGCCUUCAACUGGCUAAAGACAAUAGCUUAAAGACUAUUGCUUUUCCGUGUAUAUCAACGGGAGUUUAUGGUUAUCCUCAGAGACCUGCUGCGGAUGUUGCCAUUAACACUGUCAAAAGUUUUCUCCAGGAAAAUGCAGAUAAGAUCGAUCGUGUUAUAUUUUGCCUUUUCCUGCAGACAGACAAAGACAUCUAUGAAGAGCUUCUCGAGAAAUAUUUUCAGACUUAAAAUAUUGAAACAAUUUUCUAUUUAAGGUUGUACUUCGAAAUAAAUUGUCUGAAGUUUUGUGACACUGGAAUAAAGGUUGAUUUAACAUGCUGGA